This is a messenger RNA of Hypomesus transpacificus, 2107 nucleotides long. It is a transcript of the gene ostm1, whose product is annotated as osteoclastogenesis associated transmembrane protein 1. NCBI's taxonomy places the organism in Eukaryota, Metazoa, Chordata, Actinopteri, Osmeriformes, Osmeridae. Bases 28 to 1014 code for a protein of 328 amino acids. Gene Ontology annotation, cellular component: cytosol. The record is from RefSeq and is a predicted model, not a curated record. The transcript has 6 exons.
GUAGAAGUUGGAAACAGGAAGUGAAUAAUGGGUUGUUAUGAAGAGGAGAGGAGUGUCGAUCAGAGGAAGAAGCAUCCAAUAUCGUUGACAAUGUCUCUCUUUAACGCGAGUGCCUUGUUUAUUAUGUUGUUAAUGUACGGUAUCGCAACUGCAUCAACCGAGGGCGUAAACACCAUUAUCCCAGAUUCCAGCCAAGAAGGCGCAGUUCUGGGACCGGUUGUGUCCGAGUUGGCCGUAUCCCAGUCUAGUUUUGGUCCACACUCCUCUCUCAACUUCAUGUCAGCUUUUACAGAAGAUCUGGAGGGCAGCGAUUAUUGCGUCGAGCUACUGCGUAUCUUUGGACAGCGAUACGUUUCGAAUGUCAAUUGCUUGGUGUCUAAUGCGCGUCCUGUUCAAGUGUGUGAAAACUGCUUAGUCCAUUACAGCAGUCUGAUUGAGAUCUACACCAACAUCUCAUCGGACCAGAUGGGCCCUGGCAACGUCAGCUGCAGGGACAGUCUCCUGCGCUCCGACAGGCUAAUGCUAAUCUAUCUGCUGUAUGACAACCUGGAGGAGAUCUGGACUACCUCAGGCUGUGACCAUUGUGUCAACAAAGGACUUAACCAGCUGACCAAUGACACAUUUUACUUCAUGGCUGUUCUCAACCAAACCCUAUCCUGCUUUGAGAAGUACCAACAGCAGGGAAACCACACAGAGCUUUGUAAGGAGUGCAAGGUGACAUACAAGGGACUGAAUGAGCUGUAUGGACGCAUGGAGAAGAACAGCACUCUGUGCAUUGACAUCGAGGACACGAUGAAUAUGACCCGUAGACAGUGGAGCAAGAACUUCAAUUGUUCACUGCCCCGCGAGGAGACGGUUCCUGUCAUCGCCGUGUCCAGCUUCAUGCUCUUUCUGCCCAUCAUCUUCUACUUGAGCAGCUUCCUUCACUCUGAACAAAAGAAACGCAAGCUCAUACACCCCAAACGGGCAAAGUCCAGCACCAGUCUCAUGAACAUCCAGGAUAAAUUCAGCUGAGUGGAGCAAGGGAUGAGGAGGAAUAGGAACGGUAUCCUACUCAGUUUGUCCAGAACAACUUCUGGGAACCUCUUGAAAUGAAUUGUAAUUUAUUUGACUGUGGUCUGCUUGACACCAAUGGCAGGACUCCACAAAAGGACCCUGUGAAGUCCAAACAGGACAAUGCCAAAUCAUCAGUGUUAAAAUAUGAAAUGUUUUUUAUUUUUAUGCAUUGAAUUCAAUUAAAAUUAAAAUGUUAAAAGUGCAAAGCUGAAACCUAUCUGCACUACCCCCCAUCACCACCACCAUAAACUACCAUAGUCAAAUACAUACAAAACAUAAGGCCCGCUUCCCAUAGAAGGUAUAUGCUGGACUAUACUGGGGCUUGGAUGACUACAGACCUACCAGCUGCUAUGUGAGGUUGAAGUAUUAUGUGUGUUAUUUAUCUGUUCCUGUGAGGAAGGAAGAAAUGGGUUUUGUGUCACUAAUGUGAGCCCACUGUAAAGCUGGUCAGGACAGACAGAAAGCACUUGAUGGCCAUUAGUGGUGACACAUAUCCUCAGUGUUAAGGGAGGGAGGGAGGGAGUGGAGAAGGCCACAUCUGAAAUACAACAUAAAAAAGGAAAUAAAUAAUGUAGCCUAUAGGUGAGAGCACUCCAUGGUAUCACAAACAUGUGUGGGUUUCUUUCCUUGCCAAGGAGCUAUUAAGCUUUUUGUCCAACUCGACUAGCUUCUAUUAGCCUGCUAACUGGGCUGCUAUGAACGUCUCCAAUUCUCCAUAUUCAUCUGAUAAUGUGAAUUUGAUUCACUGUAAUUAGAUGGGUAGCCUAUUACACAAUUUAAGAUAUGUUGUCAUAUUGUAGCCUCUUUAGAGUGAAUGUUUACAUAAAGAAGCAUUUUUGACAAACUGCUUAUCAAACAAGAGUAUCAAAUGGACUAUUAGUUCUGAUCAGGAGAAUUAAUUUAAUGUGUUCGUUGAAUAUGUAGGCUAUUUAAAAAACGUUAAUUUCUAAAACUUUUUAAAGGGGUAAGAUUACAAUCUCAACCAUCUUUAUUUCCCAUCAGAACUAUUCAGUCAUUAUAAUAUCACCUAAUAAAACAUUGUAUGUGUCAA